AUGGCCAGUCCAGCUCGGGGAGCCUGUUCUUAUCGUCUUUCCUCUACCGGUUCUUCGAUUUCUUCCCAGUUUCUCCUUCUUAGGCCCCUCUGCUCCUCUGGUUCGUCAUCAGUUCCGACUUCUGCCGAGAUCGAAGCCGCCGGCGGAACCCCCAGCUCCAACGUUUCCGCCUCCGACAGGGUCCUCCACGAGAAAUUCCACGCUCUGAUCAAGGAUCACGGCCGGAGGAACCCCACUACUGUGGCGUCUGCUGCUGGGAUCCCCUUCGAUUACGUCAUCCCUUCCCUGUCUUCCUCUUUUUCCCUAAUCUCUCGGCCUUCAGCCGUCUCCUCUGUCCUGGUCCACCACGUUAUCCACCAGUGCGCCGCUCCCCGCCAUGGGAUCCCCUUCCCCCAGACCUUGGCCUUCUUCAACUGGUGGCUCUCCUCCCCCGCCGCCGCCGAGUCCACUGCGGCCGAACCCUUCGACGCGAUGAUCGACCUCGCCGGGAAGCUCCGCCACUUCGACCUGAUAUGGCGCCUCCUCGACGCCAUGCGUUCCCGUGGGAUUCAGCCCACCCUCCGCACAUUCUCCGCCAUCAUCCGCCGCUACGCGAGGGCGGGCCUCACAGCCGAGGCUGCCCAUGUCUUCCACCGCAUGGACGACUACGGCUGCCCCCCGGACCUCGUCGCCUUCUCCGUCCUCAUCUCCGUGCUAUCCAAGAAGCGGCGCGCCGCCGAUGCGCAGGCCUUCUUCGACGCCGUCAGCCACCGGUUUCAGCCGGACGUGGUGACCUACACUAGCCUGGUCCAUGCCUGGUGCCGAGCUCGCCGCAUCGACGAAGCGGAGCGGGUGAUCAGGGAGAUGCGAGAGAAGGGGAUCCGCCCCAAUGUCUACACCUACAGCGUCCUGAUCGACGCGCUGUGCAGGGCGAGCCAGGUCAACCGCGCGAACGAGGUCCUGAUCGAGAUGAUCGACGGCGGCUGCGUCCCCAACUCCGCCACCUUCAACAGCCUGAUGAGGGUCCACGUGAAAGCCGGCCGCACGCAGAAGGCUCUGGAGGUGUACAACCAGAUGAAGCGGCUCAACUGCGCCGCCGACGAGAUCACCUACAACUUCCUCAUCGAGGCUCACUGCCGGGACGGCGGCAACCUCGACGCCGCGCUGAAGCUGCUGAACCAGAUGGUCUACAGAGGGUGCUCUCCGAACGCUUCCACCUUCAAUCUCGUCCUCCGAUGCGUGCUGAAGCUGGGCGACGUCAAUGCGGCCCACAAGCUGUACGCGAAGAUGAAGGAGGUGAAGUGCAGAGGCAACACCGUGACCUACAACCUGCUCAUGCAGUUGUUCGGGAGGGCGAGGUCGACGGACAUGAUGCUGAGGAUGAGGAGGGAGAUGGAGGAGGAGGGGGUGGAGGCGAACAACAACACCUAUAAGGUGCUCAUCUCAGUGUUCUGCUCUAUGGGGCACUGGAACAGGGCUUACCGCCUGUUCAGGGAGAUGAUGGAGGAGAAGGGCAUGGAGCCCACCACCGGAGUCUCCCAGGCGGUCCUGUCGGUGCUGAAGAGGGCCGGGCAGCUCACUAAGCACGAGGAGCUGGUGGAGAAGCUUGCAGAACGGAGACUCCAUGCCCGUUCUUCCUAA
Spirodela intermedia is the source of this 1620-nucleotide messenger RNA. The record is from the annotation of a GenBank genome assembly. NCBI's taxonomy places the organism in Eukaryota, Viridiplantae, Streptophyta, Magnoliopsida, Alismatales, Araceae.